Messenger RNA from Lotus japonicus, 2254 nucleotides. Its product is annotated as DNA (cytosine-5)-methyltransferase DRM2. Gene Ontology annotation, molecular function: DNA (cytosine-5-)-methyltransferase activity. The record is from RefSeq and is a predicted model, not a curated record. Bases 312 to 2099 code for a protein of 595 amino acids. NCBI's taxonomy places the organism in Eukaryota, Viridiplantae, Streptophyta, Magnoliopsida, Fabales, Fabaceae. The transcript has 12 exons. Gene Ontology annotation, cellular component: nucleus.
CGAGUGUCAGCAAUUCAGCUUGAAUUCCCUUGUCACUGAGUUCGUACCCGAUUGAGGGCCGUGACUCGGUCCGAGUCAUUUCACGGCCCUCACCGCCACCGCUCUCCACCGUUCGCCGGCGACGCUUUGAUUCUGCUCGCGGAAAUCGUGUACAGAAGGGUGAAAUUGCAUUAUCAAUUUUCUUGGUGGGUUAGCGUUCCUGAAUUUUCCGAGAGGGGUGAAAGUGCAUUAUCGAUUUCCUCGGAGGGUUCGCACUCCUGCAUUAUCCGAGAGCCUAGAGUUCUGUAUAUCGCAAGGCUGGGAGAUCAAAGAUGUUAUUGCAGGGUGGUGGAGAUGAUGAUUCUGGUGUGGAGAGUGACAAUAUUGAUUGGACCACAGAAGAUGAGCUUGAGAUUGAGAACUUUCAAUCUUCAUCUUCCGGUUUAAGCGCUCCUAAUGGAGAAACUAUUACUGGGUCUGGAGAGGCAAGCACCUCUGCAGGUUCAUCUAAUUCAAAGGUAUUUGACCACUUUAUUGGUAUGGGAUUUCCCAGAGAAAUGGUUUCCAAAGUAAUUCAGGAACAUGGUGAGGAAAAUGAAGAUAAACUACUUGAAGAACUUCUCACGUACUCGGCUCUAGAAAGUUCUCCCCAGCCACAACAGCAAGUGGAACCAGAUCCCUGCUCUUCAGAGUAUGGAGGGAGUUCUUGGGAUGAUUUGUCAGAUGCUGAUGCUUUUUCUGAUGAUGAAGAAGUCAGAAAACCUGUUUCUGAAAAUAAUGAUACCUUGACGUCCUUGGUGAAAAUGGGCUUCAAGGAAGAGGAAGCUUUGAUUGCCAUUGAAAGAUUAGGUCCAAACUCCUCGCUUGAAGAUUUGGUGGAUUUUAUUGGUGUUGCUCAAAUAGCAAAGGCAGAAGAUGCCCUUCUACCUCCUGAAGAGAAGCCACAAUAUAAUGAUAUUGCUAAACCAAAAAGGGAAAGAUUUUAUGAUUAUGAAGUGCUGGGAAAGAAGAAGCUGAAGCGGUGUGAAAACAGAAUCCUGAAUGAAGAUGAUGAUGAUGAUGAUGCACUGCAUCUUCCGAAGCCAAUGAUUGGGUUUGGGAUUCCCAAUGAACCUAACUUCAUAACACAGAGAAGACUUCCAGAUGAUGCUAUUGGGCCUCCGUACUUCUACUACGAGAAUGUAGCAAUGGCGCCAAAAGGUGUUUGGCAGACAAUAUCGAGAUUCUUGUUUGAUGUUGAGCCCGAAUUUGUGGAUUCAAAGUAUUUCUGCGCUGCUGCGAGGAAAAGGGGCUACAUUCACAAUCUACCGAUCACAAACAGAUUCCCUCUCCUACCACAGCCACCCCGGACAAUUCAUGAUGCAUUCCCCCUGACCAGGAAGUGGUGGCCAUCAUGGGAUCCAAGAACCAAACUUAACUGUUUGCAAACUGUUAUUGGUAGUGCUAAAUUAACUGAAAGAAUUAGGAAAGCGCUAGAGAACUAUGAUGGAGAUCCACCCGAGAGUGUUCAGAAGUAUGUUCUUGACCAAUGCCGCAAAUGGAAUCUAGUUUGGGUGGGCAGGAAUAAGGUUGCCCCACUAGAGCCAGAUGAAGUUGAAACACUUUUGGGCUUCCCAAGGAACCACACAAGGGGAGGUGGAAUCAGUAGAACAGACAGAUUUAAGUCCCUUGGCAACUCAUUCCAGGUGGACACGGUGGCUUACCACCUGUCAGUUUUGAAGGAUAUGUACCCUAAGGGUAUCAAUCUCCUUUCUCUCUUUUCGGGAAUCGGUGGUGCGGAAGUGGCUCUUCAUCGGCUUGGUAUCCCUUUGAAGAAUGUAGUUUCUGUUGAAAAGUCUGAAGUGAACAGAAACAUUGUUAGGAGUUGGUGGGAGCAAACAAAUCAGAAAGGUAAUUUGAUUGAUCUGGAAGAUGUGCAGCAGCUAGAUGGUGAUCGUCUAGAGCAGCUGAUGAGCGUGACUGGGGGCUUUGAUCUGAUUGUUGGUGGUAGUCCAUGUAAUAACCUGGCUGGUAGUAACAGGGUCAGCCGGGAUGGACUGGAGGGCAAAGAAUCUUCUCUCUUUUUCGAUUACUGUCGGAUUCUUGACUUGGUUAAAUGUAUGUCGGCAAGAUACCAAUGAAACUGUCCAAAGAAACCUCCUUUUCUGGUUAUGUAUUUAAUCCAAACAUUUAGGAUCUUUUUAUAUAACUUCAGAUAUUAGACAUAAGCUUAUCACCCCAUUUUUGUUGCCAGCAAGAGGCAACGUUUUCAAAUAAAUUUAUGUUUACUAUUUCA